AACAAGUUACUUGACAAUUCAAUACGAUAUUAUUGGUUCUUAUAUUGUUUGUAAAAAAAAUGAGUGUUUUUUUCAUAAAAAUAUCGCCUCAAAAGUGAAAAUAUUCACUUGAAACAAUUUUAUAAACAUGUUUCCUGGACGCGAAUCAAAUUUGAAACCUAUGGACGUCCAUACGAACACCAAUACUAGUUGGCGCCAAGAAAAUACACCGGAUAAAUGUAAAAAGCUAAAAUCAAAUAAAAGUUCGCGAAAAAGAAAAAGACGACACUCUUCAACUGACGAUGAAGAAGAAGAUUUUGAUACAUCAAUCGACGCCAAAUUAAAACAGAGUGCCAUGAGAAAUAAUCUAACGCCACAAAACGUGAGAAAUAUACUUCAGAAAGUUGUUCGAAAUGAUCAUGUUUUAGCGAUCGUUAAAUUGAAGGAAGAACAAAUGGAGAGACAUGAACAGGCAAUGAAAAAACCAAAACUAUUGACAGCAGGCGAUGAAGUUUCUAAUGUAUCUGCGAAGGAUGAAUACGAUGAUUUUGAAAAUGCAGUACCAAAGCUAACACGUGCCAAAGCAAAAGCCCUUAAUAAAUAUCCCCUACCUGUUGCUCCACUCAAACAUUCUCAACCAGAUUCCGAAGUUUUAGCCUUAAUCCACGAAGAUUUACAUUCAGACGAAGACGAUGAAGAAUAUGAGCCCGGAGAGGAUGAAAGUGAGUCCGAUGACGAGAUAAACACGACAGCCUCUGACAUUGAUUCUCAACCCGCAACACCAUCAAGCCAAAUAGAUGCAUAUGAAGAACCUAGAACGGUUUACUCAACCGAUGGUCUCUUCAAGAUUCCACGAGCCCGAAAUGACAGCACAGACACAUUAUUACAGACAGAACAGGAAUACAUCAUUGCACAAAGAACGCGAUCAAAGAUUAGCCUAGCUGAAACACCAAUCGAAGCAAUAGAAUCAACAUUCAGAGCUCCAGAUGUUCCUCAGGAUAUGUAUCAAACUGAGCCAGAUGAAGAUGAUCCAUAUUGGAUGGAAUUUUUGAAUACAUUCGCGUGUCCAAGUUCGGAAACGGAAAUACGGGACGAAGAGACAGAUCCAGAUUAUAAUCCUAUGAUUGUUGAUAGUCAAGACGAUCGAGAUGAAUUUCAACAAGUGAAUGUAUCUAAAAAGGAAAUGAAAGAUUUAUAUCAUGAUAUGUAUGACAUCUUAGAUAUAAAUGAAUUGACUUUAUUGAAUUAUACUGAGUUUAAUCCAUUUGAACCUGAUUUUAAUACAUCGAAACAAGCACCAAUUGUGCAAGAGGACAUAUCGCAAAGCUUGAUUACGCCGGUGAAACACAUUACCGAACAAUUGAAUACUCCUGAAUGUGAGAAAAUUCAAUCACAAACAGAAUCACAAGCAACCAUUCAAGCGCCAAUACCUUCAAAUCCCCCGAUGAGUCACUUUGAACCAAAUAUAAUAUCAACGCCAGCAAGACCAAAUUUUAUUCAUCAAACACAACAACAAUCAGUUGAUUCAUUUAAUAGUAGUUUACUUUCGGUUAACGAAUCGCCAGUUCAAUGUACAUAUCCAUAUCCAUAUCCCAAUGCUUAUACAUUUACACCAGUGCCAGAAAAUUCGCCCGUCAUGACAUUUCUCGCCAAUUCCAACGUGGCAUCUAAUAACUUUACUUUACCAUACAACUCAAAUUUGAUUACAACACCAUAUGAGUCGACCUCAAUAUUUACAAUGUCGUCAUCUGUGAUAUCAUCCACUGAAUCAGACAAAAUUGGUAAUAGUUUGAAAACACAAAUCGAAUGUGGGCCAACACCAAAGAGACCUGGAUGUCGAUCAAAAAGAUCGCGUUUUAAAAGUGCAACAUACAAAGAACUCGAAAAUUUCGACCCGAAUUCAAUUGAACCACCACAUUUCUCUGGAACAGAUGAGAGGGGAUUUACAUUUCAACAGCGUUUAACUUUGGAAGAACAACUCCGAAUGCAUGUUCAACUGGCAACACAAAGUUAUAUACAAACAUAUGGCCAUCCGGAAUUCUAUCCGGAAGCUCCCAAAAUCAAACAAUAUCUGGAUGAUCUUAUAAAUAUCGUUGACAAAGAAAAUGCUGGCACAAUAUCUAUAUACAACUUGAAACCAGCAGUUGAAUUAAUUACUAAAUGGGAAACGGAGUUGUCACAAAAUACAAAAGAAAAUACCGAAUUGGUUACAUACUUACAAAAUGAAAUGAACAAGCUGCGAAAAAACUUAAGUUAUACAAUGCAAUUUCAUGAGCGAAUUUUGUCUAUAAUUAGUGAAAGUAAAGUAUUUAUCUAUCCUCAUUUGUUGCCAGCAAUCCCAUUUCGUUUCAAAACAGCCAAAUCAUCUGAAUACUUUCCCGCUGAAGAUUACUUGCUCGCAUUUCUUCUAGAACACUUUUUUGGAGAGCUCCAAUGGAAAAGCAUAAAUUAUAAGUUCUCUAAACCCAAAGAGGUCAAAUUAAACAAUGUUUGCAAGCAUAUAUCAGCACACUUGAACUAUUUGCGCCAUUGGAAAUCGAUUUAUGAUUAUAUUCGAUUCAGGCGAAAAAAUGAAAUAAUCAAUCCAAUUAAGUUUUAUUUCAGUCAUAAACGAGCUCCACCUAUUCGAAUAAUUUACGAAAAAAUCAGUCCGAUAUCUCAUGGAGAAACAUUUAAUCCGGAAUUUGUAACUGAACCAGCCAAGCAACCAUUAAAGAAACUGACAGCACAAUGGUCAAAAUACGCAGAAAAGUUGAUUGGCUUUGCAUACGACGAAAUAUUAAAUGACAAUAGUGAUCUCACGUGUAAAGUGAACCAAGAAAUAAGUGAGAAAAAACAUCAACCAUUGAUUCCGAAGAAAACCAAAACAUCUGAUUUUUCAUCACAAAUACUUCAAGAUGAUAGCAAGCUUGAUGUCAAUGGGACUUUAAUUCAUAUAAAAAUAAUUUAUGACAAUUGCAAUACGAGUAAUAACGGUCAACAAUCUGAAAACUAUUGUGGACAAAAAUAUAAUAUUAAUGGUGAUGGUCAAACUUUGUUAACGAAAUAUUUUCAUCCAAUUCAUCGAAAAAAAGUUGAUGCUGAGGAUUUGAUAAUUUUAACGGAAACAGAAAAAGACAAAAAAACUGAUAGAAAAUAUCUACAUCUGCAUAGCAAACAAAUUAAUAAAAAGUAUAGGAAAUUGAGAACACGUAAAUAUUUUAUGCGACAAAAGACAACCGCAUUUUUAGUUUGUAUUGCACAAAAAUUGCGUAAAUUUUACUCAACACAUUGGCAUCGAUUUCGGCAGAAUAGGAAUGUAUCACUUGCAUAUCGUUGCGUAAUCACAUUUUAUCGAUAUACGACUGAAUUUGUAAAUUGUGUCAAACAUCAAAUUCCACAAAUUUCAUCCAACAUGUCAAUAGAAGCAUUGGUUACAAAUCGACGUGUUCAAAAAAUAUUAAAUGACAAUGUCAGAGAAAUAACUGAAGAAAAUAAUGCACAUAUCGGCCAACAACACCAAAGCGAUGGUAGUGCAAAACGCUUGCCCAAAAAUCAACGUACAAGCGAUAGCACUCGAUUAUUACUUCUUGCUGAAAAUGCCCAAGAAUCUUCGGAGAAAGAUUUUUUGUUUGCACAGAGAUUUAUAGAACGCGUAGAAGAGAUAUUCAUUAAUGAAAACAAGCAUCACAAGUUCGUUGAAUUUCUUGCUAUUUUACGAAAAUUCAGCGAAAACCAACAGCAUCAGUCUGGUGCGGAUCUAUAUAUGAUUUUGGAGAAAUUUCUCUUGCCGGAUUAUCCAGAAAUCAUCGAUUUGUUUUUGAACUUUUUAUCACCCAGCGACGCGGUCGAAAUUAAUAAAUCGAUGGAGUACUUUUUAAAAUUAAAUUUGACGAAAUUCCUUAACAAAUUGAAUAUUUUUUAUCAAAAGCAACCAGCACAGAUCCGAAAAAUACUUACAUGUUUGAAGGAGUUAAGUGAAGAUCCAGAUGUGACAUUUGAUCGAUUACGAUCAAGAGUUUUACCACUACUAAAAGGGAAUCAAUUACUGAUAGAUUGGUUUUUGCAAUGUGUUAGUCCGGAUAAAUGCGAUAAUACUAAAGAUGAAUAUGAGACAUUGAUACUGCGCAAAGGAAACGAGUCAUUUGACGAUGAUCAAUUUGAAUAUAUUCCACAAAGCGAAAUUGUUCCAGAUCCGAAUGAUAAUCCAUGUCACAUACGCUAUAUGAAUGGCAGAUUAUUCUAUGGUUCUAGAUUUCCUCUUCCAGCUAAAUUAUCUUUUGGUGUGCUACCAUGCACUUCAGCGACAGUUGAUCCAUUUGAUACUGUAGAUAAACAUAUGGAUAGCAUAGACAAGAGUUUUCAGUAUCGUUGUGUACAUAAUACGCUGUUUGCAGAUAGCAAAAUGCGUGACAGACAUCAAUCGGAACUUGAUCAUAUCGGCGGCAACGGAACACCUGAAGAAAUUGACAACAGUGAUGAAGAACAACAUUUCCCAAUACCAGUCGAAAGGAAUGACGAACGAAAUUCUAUUGAAGAAGAUUUAAUUGUUGCAAAUACAACCAGCGUUAGCGAUAACAUUCUUUGUGAUAACACUUUGUUAAGAGCGCAUUCUAUAAGAUUGAAUCCAUCAUUACACAGUACAUCGUUAAAUCAGUCAAAUGCUGAUAUCCUGAAUAAGCUCAAACCACUAGAACAAUUGUCAGCGGAGAAUACAAAUAAAGACCUAAAGUUGUCCCCGAAAAAACAAUCUGUUGUCAAAUGUUCAACAAAUAUCCACGCAAAACCAUCACAUGUUCGUAAAUCCACUUCCCCAAAUACAAAAAAAAUGACGAUGGCUGCAUGUAAGUCACCCAAUAAUAAGAAAACGACGUCUCCAAUAUUAUCGGUAAAUCAACAAACCAAUUGCUCGUUUCAAACAAUUCAAGAGUCAAAUGCUAUCCAAACUGCCAAAAAAUUAAAACGUAUUCUAGACACAAGUGAACCUGUCGCCUGUUCCAGUCAAUCGAUCACAACAGAUGAUAUAAUAACUAAAACAAAAUCACAAAAAAGUCAUAUGCUUUCUAAACCAAUCAAAAAACAAAAACGUGCACACGAAUACUAUGACUCAGAUGAUGAUGAGGAUACUGUUGAGGAAUUUGGGAAGAGAAGUGAGACGAAAUGUCAACUCGAUGCUAACAUGGUGAAAACAAGUUUACAGCCCGCAGAGAUUCAAUGGACACGCGAUGAAGAUCGACUACUGCUGGAACAAAUAAAGGCCGGUAUCGAUUCAAACACAGGAAACAUUGCAGGAUUUGCCAAUGACUUUCCGAAUAAAACUCCGGGACAGAUACGGAGUCGCAUUGAUUUUUUAAUCGAUUUUCUCACUAAGUUACGUAAUAAAAAUAAUUGAUUUGAGCGUUGAAAUAUA
Messenger RNA from Contarinia nasturtii (swede midge), 5368 nucleotides. RefSeq lists its product as uncharacterized. The transcript has 15 exons. Gene Ontology annotation, biological process: regulation of DNA-templated transcription. Gene Ontology annotation, cellular component: nucleus. The record is from RefSeq and is a predicted model, not a curated record. NCBI's taxonomy places the organism in Eukaryota, Metazoa, Arthropoda, Insecta, Diptera, Cecidomyiidae. Gene Ontology annotation, molecular function: transcription coregulator activity. Bases 128 to 5350 code for a protein of 1740 amino acids.